UGUCAACGUCAUAUCUGCCAAGUCAAAUCAGUGAGUGAAAAAAAUGGAGUUACAAAAAUAAACAGCGCAAAAUAAAACAACGUCUUUCGCGCUAUGAAAUUGAAUUAAAAUAUAUCGUAAACUUCAUUCCACGCUCCGUUGUACAAAAAUCGCAAUCCAAUCAUGAUCGAGGACGAAGAAAAUACUGCACAUCUGUCUAUGUUCCCAACCGAACUUCUGUUAUACAUUUUCACCUAUCUAUCAGGACGUCAACUCAUAAGGUGCCGGGAAGUGUGCUCGCGAUGGAAAAUCGUCAUCGAUGGGACGGUGCAAAGUGAUUUUUUAUGGCGCAGGCACACUGUAUGCGAUUUUAAAAACAUAUGUUUUCAUGCGCGUCAAAGGACGCGUACAGAGAUCUUAUGGUUCGAAUUAUACAGGAAUUUAUGUGCGUGGCGCAUAUUAUCCAAAGCUGUGGAGACUAGGGAUGAGUUCGCUUCAGCGUCCAUGAUCAGUCAAGAGAUACGGGGCUUCGAAAUUCUACCAGAAGGGUCCGUAGGUGUUCACACUAAAGGAUCAAUCGAUUAUUAUGAUAUAGAAACGCUCGCGAGGUCCCGUCGCGGCGUUAUACACGGAGACUUCUCACGCUACACGGAGACUACUGAAUAUCUAAUAUUAAUGAAUUUCCAUCUUCAUCUUUUCAUUAUCCGGAAAUUAAUACCAACGAAAACUCCGAACAGCAUAACAUUCAACAACGUGAAAACCUUCAUACUUAUAGAACAUAAGGUAUACUUCGUAAACUUGAACGAUGAGAUCCAUAUAUGCAAUUUACAAAAUUGGGAAAUGGAGGGGAAAUUUAUAAAGAAAUCAGACGAUUGCAUCAUGUGUUUAGGAAGUACGGACGAAAAGCUCCACAUAUUAACAUUUCAAAGGAACAUAUACACAUUAGAAGGACGCGAUUUGGUGUUCGAAUGCUGUCUUGGACCGAACACGAACCUACUACACCAAUUGCGCAAAUACAACUUUCUCGACCAAUUAGACUGGCGAAUUUACUUCCAAUGGAUGUAUAUUCUGAGCCACACCGUCCCUGACGGUCCACUGCGAGACAUAGUCACAAUACGAGCAUACGGAGACGCAUACUUCGUCGGUUCAAAUUGGGGUGUCCUUCGUAUAUAUUUUGCACCCUACCCAGACGGAGAAUUUGAUAUAUUCAACACAGAGCCAGUUAAGCAAUACAAUUUUAUGGAGAGAUAUGACUGUCCAGUGUUGUCUAUGUGUCCGAUUUUAAUGAUAGAUGUGAUGGAAGGAGAGAGAGGACAUACGGUGCUUAUAGCAAUGCCGAAGAAGAUCGCCGUGUUGAACUUCAACCAUGAUUAUGAAACGCCUCAAGUUCAAGCGGUAUUGUCCAUAGAGGAGAAGAGGAAGUUGAAUUGUACAGUGGUUGUUGAGGAAGUUGAUCCAAGUCCAGUAGGCUGUCAGUGAUUGAAGGAUGUGGAGCUGAAGAUCUCAACUUCCCGCCGUAUGUGCCACGAGAGGUGACGAGCAACGACGCGGCGCAACGCAGGUUUAGUAUUCAUAAAGCUGCGUAAUAUUGCGACCUACAAGUGGACAUUGAAACUUCCGAAAUAUACAAGAUAAAGUCGCAUUGGUUUGUGGAACCGUCGUGUCGUGUACGCCCUGAUUGAAGGCAUUCCAGUUGAGAUCUUCAUAGUAAUAAAAUGUUUUUAAUGUUAGUUUUAAAAGGGGGAGUCAAGUAAAAUUGAGGCUUAAGUAGUACAAUUAACGCACAAUCUGUGUAUAUACAGGUAUUGUGUUGACUGAAAAAUAAUCGACAGUUCAUACUCUAUGGACGUAGUCAUUCCAUCACUUGAAGUGCAGUCACUGUGCCAUUCCGCCGAGCUAAAUACAAAAGCGGUAUCUCAAAAAAAAAAACUUGAUUUUUAUGUCGUCUGAUAGCUUAAAUAAAUACCCAUCCAAUGAACUUAUCUAAAUAUCGGUAUCUUGUUUAGACCUUGUUAAAAAUCCUUAAAAGAGUUUCUCUAUCACAGUUUUACAUACAAAACUUUGAUAAUCUAGAAAUAAGGUUUCCCUGACAUACCGCUUUUGCGCUUAGCACGGCAGAAUUCCCGAUAAACAAUUUGUUGUUUGACAUAUGGCUGAAUGUUUGAUAGUUUCUAACGGCAUAUUUGUUUUUAAAUAAGGAAUAAAACUGUCCGAAAUUAAUAAUUAAUAAUUUAUGUUAAGGUGG
Messenger RNA from Manduca sexta (tobacco hornworm), 2224 nucleotides. RefSeq lists its product as uncharacterized. Gene Ontology annotation, molecular function: protein binding. The record is from RefSeq and is a predicted model, not a curated record. Bases 163 to 1458 code for a protein of 431 amino acids. Lineage: Eukaryota; Metazoa; Arthropoda; Insecta; Lepidoptera; Sphingidae. The transcript is spliced from 2 exons.